Messenger RNA from Dictyostelium discoideum AX4, 369 nucleotides. RefSeq lists its product as hypothetical. The record is from RefSeq and is a predicted model, not a curated record. Bases 1 to 369 code for a protein of 122 amino acids. The transcript is spliced from 2 exons. NCBI's taxonomy places the organism in Eukaryota, Evosea, Eumycetozoa, Dictyosteliales, Dictyosteliaceae.
AUGGAUUUGUAUUGGAGAAGCAUGUUGAUGUUAAAAAAAGGUACAUUCACGGAUUUUUCAUAUUUAUUAAAUGGAUUGGUUAUUAUUGAUAAGGCAAAUUCAUGCCAACAACCAGAUUGUUCAUUAAAGAUGUAUCAACAAGUGGCAAUUUUAAAGUUAGUUGUAUUUCAGCAUAUUAUUAGUACAGUCGAUCAAAUAUCAAUUAUUUCAUUUGGAUCACAACAAUUAACUGUAGGUGAUUUUAACAAAUACAAUACUUUAUCACAUAAUGGUACACCAAUAACUGGAACCUUGCAUAAUAAUCAUAAUUUUAAUAAUAUUCAAAAUAAUUCAAUCUAUAUGAUUACCCUAGCUCCUGGAAUACAAUAA